AUGGCAACCCUCCAGUCCGACAUCUUCAAGCCCACCAAGUUCGGCGGCAAGUACACAGUCACCCUCAUACCCGGCGACGGUGUUGGUGCCGAAGUGUCAGAAUCGGUCAAAGAAAUCUUCAAGGCCGACAACGUGCCAGUGGAGUGGGAGCAGGUGGACGUGUCAGGCGUGGAAACAGGGGACAAGCACUCGGAAGAGCUAUUUCGGGAGUCGAUUGCUUCGCUGAAGCGCAACAAGCUCGGCCUGAAGGGUAUCCUGCACACGCCUGUCGAACGCUCCGGGCACCAGUCUUUCAACGUCGCGCUACGGCAAGAGCUUGACAUCUAUGCCUCCAUCGUUCUGAUCAAGAACAUCCCCGGCUACGAGACCCGCCACAAGAACGUCGACCUAUGCAUUAUCCGAGAGAACACCGAGGGCGAGUACUCCGGUCUCGAGCACCAGUCUGUCAGCGGCGUCGUCGAGUCUCUGAAGAUCAUCACCCGGGUGAAGUCUGAGCGUAUCGCCAAGUUUGCCUUCGCAUUCGCCCUUGCGAACAACAGGAAGAAGGUCACCUGCAUCCACAAGGCCAACAUCAUGAAGCUUGCCGAUGGUCUCUUCCGGAACACCUUCAAGAAGGUCGCAGAAGACUACCCAACACUGGAGACGAAUGACAUGAUUGUCGACAACGCUUCUAUGCAGUGUGUGUCGAGACCGCAACAGUUCGAUGUCAUGGUUAUGCCGAACUUGUACGGCGGUAUCCUAUCGAAUAUCGGCGCAGGCCUCGUUGGUGGACCCGGUAUUGUACCGGGCUGCAACAUGGGCCGGUCGGUUGCCGUCUUUGAGCCUGGCUGCCGUCACGUUGGUCUGGAUAUCAAGGGCAAGGAUCAGGCCAACCCGACUGCGCUGCUCCUGUCUGGUUCCAUGAUGUUGCGUCACCUUGGGCUGGACGACCACGCCAACCGCAUCUCAAAGGCUGUGUAUGAUGUUAUCUCUGAAGGCAAAACGAGGACACGUGACAUGGGUGGCAGCGCCACGACACACCAGUUCACCCGGGCCAUUCUGGACAAGAUGGAGGCAUCAGGAUGA
Coniosporium apollinis CBS 100218 is the source of this 1065-nucleotide messenger RNA. Its product is annotated as isocitrate dehydrogenase [NAD] subunit 1, mitochondrial. The transcript is spliced from 2 exons. The record is from RefSeq and is a predicted model, not a curated record. The coding region runs from base 1 to 1065 and encodes 354 amino acids. Gene Ontology annotation, cellular component: mitochondrion. Gene Ontology annotation, molecular function: magnesium ion binding; NAD binding; isocitrate dehydrogenase (NAD+) activity. Gene Ontology annotation, biological process: isocitrate metabolic process; tricarboxylic acid cycle. Lineage: Eukaryota; Fungi; Ascomycota; Dothideomycetes.